GGAGGGCUCCUGAGAACUUGUGCCCUAGAUGCGGAUUAUUUGUGACAUCUUCCCAAAUGGUGGGACAUCAGGACCGGCUGCUCAUCAUUUACACACUCAUAUCUCGUCUUAUUCGCCGUGUAAUAUUACAAUCAGGAACUUUUCUUUUAUUGGUAAAAAAACGGAAAGUUCGAGCUCCUCCCACGGAUGGAUAUCUGAUUCCACAUUUUGGGGCAUCUGCACACUCAAACCUAAUGUAACAGAAUAUAAAAAGGAAGCAAGGAUUCGGUUUUUUCCCUGAGCGAUCAUAUUUAUUUAACCUGAUGGCUCAGACAAGUCAAGAAAAAGGGCAUGUUAAAUGUCAGACAUCUCAGAGGGUAACAUUAAAGUGACAAAAAGUUAUGGAGCGCCAAGUCGAACCAACUCGGCCGAUGAACACCACAAACAGUAGUUUUAUUAUAGCUUCAUCUUCGGUGGAGGAGAGCGCAGAUAGUCUCGUCUAUCAAAUCAGCCUGGCGGUGAUUCUCUCUGUUAUCACACUCGCCACCACUUUAUCCAAUGCGUUUGUCAUUGCAACAAUCUCGCAGUCAAAGAAACUGCAAACUCCUGCCAACUUUCUGAUCGCCUCUCUGGCCAUCACAGACUUGCUGGUGUCUAUUCUGGUGAUGCCAAUCUGCGUCCUGUACACCGUCAUCCACACCUGGACGCUGGGGCAAGUCGUAUGCGACAUCUGGCUCUCCUCGGACAUAACGUGUUGCACUGCGUCCAUCCUCCAUUUGUGCGUAAUCGCCCUGGAUAGAUACUGGGCCAUCACGGACGCGGUGGAGUACUCGAAAAAGCGCACGCCAGGACGCGCAGCUGGGAUGGUGGCCACAGCCUGGGUCAUCGCCAUUUCCAUUUCCCUGCCGCCUCUCUUCUGGAGGCAGGUGAAGGCGGAUGAGCUGACCAGCUGCAGCGUCAACAAUGAUCAUAUUUUCUACACCAUCUACUCCACCUUUGGGGCAUUUUAUAUCCCCACCUUGCUGCUUAUUGUCCUUUACGGGCGGAUAUACGUCGAGGCUCGUAAACGGAUCCUCAAACAGUCCCCCAAGAAGGUGGGGAAGAGACUCACCUCGGCGCACCUGGUCACCAACUCCCCUGGAUCCGUAGCGUCCACAACAUCUCUUCAGUCGGUGCUGGAGCACGACGCGCCGUCCAGCGACACCGGGUUUUCAGCAAGCGAGAACCAGGUGAAAGUGACGGUGUCGGACGCGCUUUUGGAAAAAAAGCGGAUUUCGGCAGGCAGAGAGAGAAAAGCGACGAAGACUUUGGGAAUAAUCCUCGGCGCUUACAUCGUUUGCUGGCUACCGUUUUUCAUUUACACACUGGUAGUGGCCACAUGUGAUACAUGUUUGAACCCCGAGUUAUUUGAUUUUUUCACUUGGUUGGGAUACUUGAACUCGCUCAUCAACCCGAUCAUAUACACAAUGUCUAAUGAGGACUUUAAGAAAGCUUUUCAUAAACUUAUGUGCUUCAAAUGCUGCCGAUCGUGAGAAAAUGUUCCUUCUGUCUACACUAAGAUUUGUUUAUGGACUUGGUUUGAUAUAACGUUCUAACAUGUAGGAGAAUAAUAUAGAAUAGUGAGAAUGCCACGAAUAACCACAUGUGAGACUCAUGCUGUUGCAAACUACUUUAAAGACUUAAAUACAAACAUUUUCUUCAGCGAUGCUGUCACUGAUUGGCUUACACCUCUGAUCGGACCGUUGUUAAACUUGCUGGAGUUUUCAAAAGAUUUACUACUGCACAUAAAGCUGAAUUAGUUCUCAAGAUGGAUAUUGUUGCAGCGUGAUGGGUGGAAAUGACAGUUUGAUAUCUGGUUCAAAAAUCCAGUUUUACGCACUUCGGAGAAUCACUUGAACGUGUCAUUUAAGUUCAUUUUAAUAGGCGUAUAUUCUUUAAUGUAUAAAGAAAAAAAUCAAGCGAUGGGUAUUCGAUAUGGAUUCUUAAUUAUUGGCACAUUAUCUUAAAGCAUCACCCAGCGCGUUAUUCCCGUGCGAAGACUGACCCAUUAAUACCAGUACACAGCAGAGACCACAAACCUCUGACAUGAUUUUGAAAGUUAAAAACAUAAAAGUCUUGCUAAAUGAAUCAGACUUCAUUUUGCAUUUGUGUACACAUGUGGCAGUGUGAUUUUUAAAACUCAGGAUGAUAUGCAUUUUGUGAAAUUACAACGUCUUUGAAUUGUGCUGCUCUGUAUGGCUGUUUAUUUAGAAAAGCACACUCAUGUCUGCUUGUACUGUACUGUGGAAGAGAUUCAUGCAAUAUCAGUGCCACCCACAGAAACUGCAGCUGAUAUUUACCCAGCAACACUGAUGAUAAGUUCAAUUUUACUGAACAAACAUCACUGUUCUGAUUUGUGUGUGUGUGUGAGGUUUG
This is a messenger RNA of Monopterus albus (swamp eel), 2394 nucleotides long. It is a transcript of the gene htr1b, whose product is annotated as 5-hydroxytryptamine (serotonin) receptor 1B. Gene Ontology annotation, molecular function: G protein-coupled serotonin receptor activity. Gene Ontology annotation, biological process: vasoconstriction; regulation of behavior; chemical synaptic transmission. Lineage: Eukaryota; Metazoa; Chordata; Actinopteri; Synbranchiformes; Synbranchidae. The record is from RefSeq and is a predicted model, not a curated record. Gene Ontology annotation, cellular component: plasma membrane.